This is a messenger RNA of Microplitis mediator, 1572 nucleotides long. RefSeq lists its product as uncharacterized. Lineage: Eukaryota; Metazoa; Arthropoda; Insecta; Hymenoptera; Braconidae. The coding region runs from base 275 to 1306 and encodes 343 amino acids. The record is from RefSeq and is a predicted model, not a curated record. The transcript is spliced from 5 exons.
CAGUUGCUCAGUUAUUAGUAAUUUACUGUACUGAUAAAUCCGUGUUAUAUUUUUAAUUUCCUGACAAACUCUCACUCGUACACUUGAAAUAUUUUUUUGUUAAAAUUACAUUUCGUAUGUUAGAAGUGACUUAAUCGAUAACUAUUUAAUACGUUUCAUUUCCAACGACUUAAUCAAUCAAUCCAUACGUCUCAAUCCACAACAGCUGUAUCAAAAAGUGGAUUUAUUAAAGUGAAUUAAUUUGUUAAAAAUAAUAAACUAGUAUAAGUGAAUUAUGAAUGACAUUUUGGGUGAACGUUCACGAAAAAGACGUUAUAAUCACGUAGAUACUGACAAUAGUUUAUUUGAUGGCGAGAAUUGCCAUAUUCCAAUUUGUAAACGUAUAAAACUAGAACAAUUUGAUGAUGAGGAAUCUGAAGAAAUACUUCAUACUCAAGAUUUGACAUAUUAUAAUUAUUUAUCUGAAUCUGAUGUUAAGCAAGAAAAUAUUUACGAUUACGACAAUAAUAUUGAUACUAGUGAUGACAAUAGAACAGAAACUUCUGAUAUUGAUGAAGGUAUUCAAAGUUAUUGCAGUGAAACUUAUAUUAAUAAAAGCUGUGAUAUACAAAAUGACAUUCGUAAUUGGGGAUCAACUUGUGGAGUUAAUGAUGAAGAUAUUAAUAAGCUUUUUGGUAUUUUAAAGGAUAAACAAGUUUUUUUUCGUAAUAAAUCUAUAAAUGAAUCAGAAGUUUCUGCGAAAUCCGCCACGAGUAGUGAGUUUGAAAAAAAAAUUUUAGAAGAAGUAAAAAAUAUAAAAAAUUAUCAAGAAGAAAAUUUCAACAAAUUAUUGAAUAAAAUAAAUAAUAAAUAUAUGGGAUUUGGUUCGGAAGAUGAAAUUCGACGCAACUGGUUUAGAGAAUACAAUUUAUUUUUGCCUAUGUCGACGACUGAAACGUUUGAUAAUUUCUGCAAAUUGCUGAAUCAAGUAAAAGAAUUUGAACAGAAAUUUAUGACUUUUGUUGAAGUGAUUGCUAAGCCGAAUGAACGACAUACUCUACCUCAAAAAAUUGGAGUGAUUUUAAAAAAAUUGAUUACUCGUGAAGUAGUUGUAAAACUCUGGGUAGUAAGAUCCAAGGAGGGUAAAGUUACUUUGUCUAACACAAAAUUUUAUGAUUGUUUACUAGAUUAUUUUAAACCACAACUCAAAGCUAAUAAAAAAAAACCGAGUCAAAUAAGAACAGAGUUUAAUGUGGCAUUGAGAUGUGCGAUUGCAAAUGCAAAAGAUUGGGGUAACAAGAAAGCUAAAAAUCGCCAAUCCCAGUAAUAAUAACUUUUAGAAGUUUUAAUUAAUUUAAACAAGACUUUAUCUUCAAAGAUGUUAAUAUCAAACUAUUUAUUCAUUUUUAUCUUUCAAUUUUGUUAUCUAAAGUGUUUAUUUUUUGUUAUUCUUACAAAGGAAAAAUGUUUGUUGAUUAUUGAAAGUAAAUAUAUGUAUUAUUUUUUAUUUUAAUGAAAUGAUUCGCGUAUACUUAAUGUUUAUAUUCUGCACAAAAAUAUGUUUAUCGUCUAUUAUAAUUAUCAAAUAUUUUU